This is a messenger RNA of Fonsecaea erecta, 1431 nucleotides long. RefSeq lists its product as hypothetical. NCBI's taxonomy places the organism in Eukaryota, Fungi, Ascomycota, Eurotiomycetes, Chaetothyriales, Herpotrichiellaceae. The coding region runs from base 1 to 1431 and encodes 476 amino acids. The transcript has 2 exons. The record is from RefSeq and is a predicted model, not a curated record.
AUGGCUUCGGAAAAACCUCCUUCCAUCGUCCUCCCUCCACUUACUUCCUCCGGUCGACAAGUUAGUCCUUCACCUCAAGGCUUGAGGCAGCGGCCACUAGGAAGAGCAUCUACCUUCGCCGAAGGCAACCCUCCACUCAAUCGUCGUCGAAGUUCGUUCCUCUCUGAAACUUUCUCUGAGACGCGCAAGUCAUUACGCUCAUCGACGGACGAUAUACUCCUGCCACGCGCGCGUGACGAUGAUGAUUUCCACGACCAUGACGACAACUCUCAUUGGCAGUCUCUGCCUCUUGGCCUUGCCCUGCUACCCGCAGUUGGAGGCAUGUUUUUCAAGAACGGUAGCGCUGUCAUCACGGACGUGACACUACUAGGUUUAGCUGCUAUCUUCAUGAACUGGGCUCUCAGGUCGCCUUGGGACUGGUAUCGUGCUGCCCAGACCACUAUAUUGGCAGAUUCAACCACUCCUCCCGUGUUUACGCCGAUCGAUGAAGCGGACGAGGAUCAGGACCCCCUGUCUGUGGGUGGACGUGGUGAAGACGAUGCCAGCAAAGCGAAGGCGAGUGCUAAUGCUGCUCGUUCGAAGCUUGUCAACACAGACGGUGCAGCUGCGCAGAGAGAGCUUCGUGUCCAUGAGCUUCUGGCAUUGCUUUCUUGUUUUGGAUUCCCUCUUGUCGCCGCAUGGCUUCUGCAUAGCAUCAGAUCCCAACUCUCUCGGCCAUCCGAGGGCUUGGUCUCGAAUUACAAUCUUACUAUAUUCAUAUUAGUUUCCGAAAUCCGACCCAUCUCUCACCUAAUAAAGAUGGUCCAGCGGAGAACACUUUUUCUUCAACGACGAGUGAACCUCGAUGUUCUCAAAGAAUCAAGCCGGAUGGACAAUCAGCACCUUCGCGAUAUCUCACGCAGGUUGGACGACCUUGAGGCACACGUUGCCGAUCGCAUUGCCGACACCGGAGGACAAAACGAGGAGCAAGUUAACCACACACUCGUAGUUCAAGCCUCUGCGUCAGCCACAUCUGAAGUCAAGAAAACAGUACAGCCGGAGCUAGAUGCCCUGAAUAGGGCCAUGCGCCGCUACGAGAAAAGAUCAACUAUCUCGUCUGUGCAGAUCGAAGCAAGGCUACAAGACCUCGAGACACGUUUGCAUGACGUUGUGUCCCUGGCUGCGGCUGCGCAGCGGAAUGCCGAUCGGAUCCCGAACAACUACGUUCUCAUCCUUGCGAAUUGGAUCUGUGGCGCAUUUGUUAUCCCUGUGCAGUACCUGCUCUAUCUAUCAAGUCUGCCGUCAAAAGCGCUAUCAUCAAUCGUCGCAGUUCCAAAAAGGUACAUGACAAGAAGGUCAAGACCCCCGACGACAAAGGACGGCCGGGCUUCUCGGAAGUCCGCAGCACCUCGUUCUCUUGAACGUGAACGAAGAACCAAGGUGCCACCUUGA